GCAAGGGACAAAGAAAAGCAAAACUAGUCGUUGGGAUAGACGCGUCAAGAUUCGCGUCUUGCCUUGCGCGAGAUCAGGUGACCUCGAUUAAGAACAAGAUCUAUGACUGGCCUAGGGGUUGCAGUUUCAGUGUCCGUGCGUGCUGAACUCCUACCUCUGCUCUGGCCUUGCGAGCUCUCAGCGAUCAGACCCAAUUUGAUCUGCAUUACUAGCGGGAUUGUUUUGACGACGUUCAUACGGGCUGAAAUGAUUUGUAUUUCAUCAGGUUGUCAAUUGAGAGUUUAUCAAGUAGUGCAGUGUCUGUCACCUCUUCGACAUCCUUUUUCCAGUUAACCUUCCUGACGCCAAAAUCCAAGCAUCAUUCCCUAGUGAUUUCCUGAGUGUAAGGGGGAAAAAAAAACC
Messenger RNA from Colletotrichum navitas, 402 nucleotides. RefSeq lists its product as uncharacterized. The record is from RefSeq and is a predicted model, not a curated record. Bases 103 to 333 code for a protein of 76 amino acids. Lineage: Eukaryota; Fungi; Ascomycota; Sordariomycetes; Glomerellales; Glomerellaceae. The transcript has a single exon.